CCCGUCCAGAAGUUGCUCCUCCUACCAAGCAGCGUCGUGUUGAUGUCGCCCAUCCUCUUUGCCGUUUGAUAAAAUAAAUUGUAAACUUUUUGGUCCAAAAGAGCUGCUUCUAACAUGGCUUACACCACAGCAGGUGGGACCAAGAAGAAGGUCUGCUACUACUACGACGGUGACAUAGGAAAUUAUUACUAUGGACAAGGUCAUCCCAUGAAGCCGCACCGCAUCCGGAUGACCCACAACCUUCUUCUGAACUACGGGCUGUACAGAAAGAUGGAGGUCUAUCGACCACACAAAGCCACUGCAGACGAGAUGACCAAGUACCACAGUGACGACUACAUCAAGUUCCUCAAAUCCAUCCGGCCGGACAACAUGUCUGAGUUCAGCAAGCAGAUGCAGCGAUUCAAUGUUGGGGAGGACUGCCCUGUGUUUGACGGCUUGUUUGAGUUCUGCCAGCUGUCUGCAGGGGGCUCUGCUGCUGGCUCGGUGAAGUUGAACCGGCAGCAGACGGACAUUGCAGUGAACUGGGCCGGAGGACUGCACCACGCCAAGAAGUCUGAAGCUUCAGGCUUCUGCUACGUCAAUGACAUUGUGUUGGCCAUCUUGGAGCUGCUCAAGUACCACCAGAGGGUGCUCUAUAUUGAUAUUGACAUCCAUCAUGGCGAUGGAGUAGAGGAGGCAUUCUACACCACAGACAGAGUCAUGACCGUGUCCUUUCAUAAAUACGGGGAGUACUUCCCUGGAACCGGAGACCUCAGGGACAUCGGAGCUGGAAAAGGCAAAUAUUACGCUGUCAACUUCCCACUGAGGGACGGCAUCGACGACGAGUCCUACGGGCAAAUCUUCAAACCUGUGAUGGCCAAGGUGAUGGAGAUGUACCAGCCCAGCGCCGUGGUGCUCCAGUGCGGCGCUGACUCUCUGUCUGGAGACCGCCUCGGCUGCUUCAACCUCACCAUCCGAGGUCACGCCAAGUGUGUGGAGUACAUUAAGUCGUUUAAUCUCCCACUGCUGAUGUUGGGUGGAGGGGGAUACACGAUCCGGAAUGUGGCUCGCUGCUGGACCUAUGAGACGGCCGUCGCUCUGGAUACAGACAUCCCUGAUGAACUUCCAUACAAUGACUAUUUUGAGUACUUUGGACCUGACUUCAAGCUGCACAUCAGCCCCUCCAACAUGACAAACCAGAACACAAUGGAGUACAUGGACAAGAUCAAACAGCGGCUGUUUGAGAACCUGCGGAUGCUGCCUCACGCCCCUGGGGUCCAGAUGCAGGCCAUCCCAGAGGACGCUGUCCCAGAGGACACGGUGGACGAGGACACUGAGGACCCUGACAAACGCUUGUCCAUUCGUGCCACAGAUAAGAGGAUAGCCUGUGAUGAAGAGUUCUCUGACUCUGAGGAUGAGGGGCAGGGCGGCAGGAGGAACACAGCCAAUCACAAGAAGAGCGCCAAAAGACCAAAAGUGGAUGAUGAGGAGAAGGAGAGAGAGGAGAAGAAAGCAGAUGUGAAAGAAGAGGAUAAGACAAAAGAUAGCGGCUCAGAAAAGGCUGAAUCCAAAGGAACGAUGAAGACCGAGCAGACCAGCAGCACCUGAAGUCUCCAGGUACUACUGGACCUGGACUCCAUCUUAACCAUGUUUGACCCAACCAGUACUGUCCGUUGUCAUGGAUCUGUCUAUUUGCUGAGAUGUUUUCUAGAGCGUUAUAUUUAUUGUGAAUCUCAUGUUUUUUGAUACGUAAAUCUCAGCAUUCUCCGUUUUAUUUUUGCCAGAAAUCCUUUCAUGUAUAUUUUAGUCUGUCUUCUGUUACCUCAUGUUUUAGAUGGAAGUAUGUAAAACUGUAUACUUAUAUACUGCAUAGUGUUCCAGGGCGGAAUCUGAGAAUGAACAUUUCCUGCUUUUGAUUGAAAUUUUCAUAUUUUAAAUUUGUCAAUAAAACGUUUUAUACUGUU
Xiphophorus maculatus (southern platyfish) is the source of this 1943-nucleotide messenger RNA. It is a transcript of the gene hdac2, whose product is annotated as histone deacetylase 2. The record is from RefSeq and is a predicted model, not a curated record. The coding region runs from base 115 to 1587 and encodes 490 amino acids. Gene Ontology annotation, molecular function: histone deacetylase activity. The transcript has 14 exons. NCBI's taxonomy places the organism in Eukaryota, Metazoa, Chordata, Actinopteri, Cyprinodontiformes, Poeciliidae.